This is a messenger RNA of Microplitis demolitor, 707 nucleotides long. RefSeq names its product vacuolar ATPase assembly integral membrane protein VMA21 homolog. The transcript has 3 exons. Gene Ontology annotation, biological process: vacuolar proton-transporting V-type ATPase complex assembly. The coding region runs from base 187 to 444 and encodes 85 amino acids. The record is from RefSeq and is a predicted model, not a curated record. NCBI's taxonomy places the organism in Eukaryota, Metazoa, Arthropoda, Insecta, Hymenoptera, Braconidae.
GUUAAAGAAAAAAAAAAAAUAACUGUAAUUUUUUAUCUGUUCUUUCUCUAAAUCUUGUAAAUAAUCCAAUCGUUAAAUAUACACAUGUAAGUGUCGUCUCAUUUGGAAAAAAACUAAUCACGUGAGUUAAAUUUUAUAGUGAUUAUUGUUGACCGUUUGACGUAUUAACGAAAAAUAUAAAUCAAGAUGAUCAUCCGGGAAUUAGCUGAUUUUCAAAUAUUCAAAACAAUAUUUUAUUACUGUGCAAAUAUUAUUUUCUUACCGGUAUUAACAUUUUUUGUGAGCAAAAUUUUUCUGUUAGAAGGUUUAUUUAAAUUAGACAGUAUGCAAAGUAGUGUUACUGCUGCAAUUAUGUCAGUAAUUGCAUUGCAUAUUGCAUUGGGUGCAUUUAUUUUCAAAGCGUACUCAGAUUCUCCUGCCAAAGUAACUGAUAAAAAGGAUUAAGCUCAUUUAUAUAUUUUCUUUCACUAAAUUUAUCAACAGAUAUUUAUUUAUACUCAGUAUUCAUUUAUCAGAACAUAAAAAUAAAAAAAUAAAUGAGUGUAAAAGAAAAAAAAAGAAGAAAAAUUAACUAUUAAUUUAAUUAAAUAAUACAAAAAAUAAUAAAUUAAUUUAGCAUGUAAAUAAAUUAAUGCAUUCACUAUUAGGCUUACGAUAAUUAAGCUAAUUUAUAAUUAAUUCUUGUAUUUUUUUUUUGUUGUAAUUAA